Molecule: messenger RNA, 2307 nt
Organism: Amyelois transitella
Lineage: Eukaryota; Metazoa; Arthropoda; Insecta; Lepidoptera; Pyralidae
Product: mitochondrial 2-oxodicarboxylate carrier
Exons: 4
Coding region: 185-1099 (304 amino acids)
Biological process (GO): transmembrane transport
Source: RefSeq, a predicted model, not a curated record
UUUCUCAAUAACAUUUUUUUGGAAAAAUGAGGGAGAUGAAAAUGUGACUCUCGCUCGCUCCAGUUGGAAAUGGAUAAGAAUAUUUUUCUCAUUCUUUUUCUUCAUUAUAUGCUGAACGGUUGAGCUCUGGUGUUGUGUAUUGCAUUUGUGAAUUAUUUACAUAAAUUAGGUAUUUUCUUAUAAAAUGUCGGAUAUUGAAAAGUUUUUUAAACAAGCUGCUAUGCAAGUUGGAGCUGGUGGAAGUGCAGGGUUUGUAGAAGUUUGUAUAAUGCAUCCAUUGGAUUUAGUAAAAACAAGGUUGCAAGUCCAAACUACUGUAUCUACAAAAUCAACAUUAGAUCCUCAUUACUACACUGGCGUCAUUGACUGUUUGAAGAAAAUGUAUAAACAUGAAGGUGUUACCUCUUUUUAUAAGGGUAUUUUGCCGCCUAUCCUAGCAGAGACACCGAAAAGAGCAGUGAAGUUUUUAACUUUUGAACAAUACAAAAAGUUUUUUAUGUUUGGUUCCAGCCACCCCACUCCUAUAACCUUUUCUCUUGCUGGGCUUGGAGCUGGUAUUACAGAAGCAAUACUAGUUAAUCCAUUUGAAGUAGUAAAAGUAACAUUACAGUCUGACAAAUCAUUAAAAAGUGAAUUGCCAAGCACAUGGUCAGUUACUAGGAAGAUUGUUAGGGAAAAUGGUCUGGGUUCUCGAGGAUUGAACAAAGGCCUUACAGCAACAAUAGCAAGAAAUGGUGUCUUUAACAUGGUCUAUUUUGGAUUUUACCACAGUGUCAAAGGAAUUGUUCCCGAGAGUAAAGACCCACUACUGGAGUUUGGUCGAAAAGUCCUUAUUGGCUUUACAUCUGGAGUUCUUGGAUCAGUCAUUAACAUACCGUUCGACGUCGCUAAAAGUCGCAUACAAGGCCCACAGCCAGUGCUUGGAGUUGUAAAAUAUAAAUCUACUAUAGGAGCAAUUUCGUUGGUGUAUAAAGAAGAAGGAUACCGUGCUCUUUAUAAGGGUUUACUUCCUAAGGUGCUUCGACUAGGCCCUGGCGGUGCUAUAAUGCUUGUUGUUUAUGAUUACGUAUAUCAUUUUUUGGAAACUCGUUUUAAUUAAUUUAAUUUUGAUAUGUGACAAAUACAUUUUGUUUCUUACUGUGCGAAAAAAAAUAUUAAGUCGUAUUUGUGGGAUAAAGUAAUUUAAAAUCUUACAUAAAAACAAAAUAUAUUUUUAAUAUUAUAUACUUCACAGUUUAAGACUAGGUACAUAAGUACAAAAGUUUUACAGAUGUAAUAAGUAAAUAAUAAAAUUUUAAAUAUACAUAAUAGCAUAUAAUGUAAAUUGUAUUUAAAUGAACAAAUGAUGAUAAUGAAAGUAAAUACCUAUGUUUGAAGUAUAUAUAACUAUUUCUAUCAAAAUGUGCUGUAAUAUUCCACGUGUUGUUUACACAUCAUUUAUCAAAAAGAAAAUAAAGAUGUAAUAUUUGUAUGUAGGAACUACCUAAUUUCAGAAUUUAAACAGCCUUUGUAGUUAAAGUAUUGUGCCUUAAUGCUUUAGAAUGACAUUGUUAUUACUACGAUUCGAAAUUAAACUUCUAUACUUCGUUUGUAAAAAAAACGUCUGAGAAUAUUAUCACUAAUACUAUAUAAAGUAUUGCAUAACAUAUUUACUGUGAUAAGUAAAGGAAGUAACACAGAUAUUAAGAUAUUUUUAGAUGUUAUAACAUGAGUGAUGUUAAAGUUUAAGUGACUAGUUUGGGCUGGUUUUAAUGAGCUAGUUCAGUAAUCAUAUCGAAAACAGUAUUUAUUAUUUUGAAAUUGCAUUUCACGCAUUUAUUAAAUUAAUCAAUAAUAUUUUCAGGAGUGCUUCCAACCAAAUAAAAUUUUGUGCUAUUUAAUUGUUAUAUACUUAUGUAAAAAACAAUAUUGCUUAUAUUUUCUAAAUGCAUAAUAUUUUAUAACACAGAUUUUUAAUUAACUAUAUUUAUAAAUAACCAGAGUAGUAAUACGUAAUUUUCCAAUAUACAUAAACAAUCGGUAACCUUGGAGAAUCUAUAAUUGAAAAUGAAUGAAACACCUAACACAAAUAUUUCUCUAUCGAGUGUGGACGUGGUCAGCAGGUCGCAUUCUAUAUCUACACUUUUUGUGUAUGUAGUACACACAAAAAGACACUUUUUGUGUGUGUAGUACACACAAAAAGUGUAAAUCUCUAGAUACCAUGUAACAAAAAUCUUUCAUAAAUGGUGAAAACUUAACUUAAUUUACUUAUGAUAUUGUGAAUUUAUUUGUAAGACAAAAAUGAAUUAAACUUUAUCAUAAUCAAUA